GUAGAAUAUAAUUCAGUCAGUUCAGUUCAGAUUCACUCUAGACAUCGCGUUGAACAACAACCUUGACUUCAGAUAUCGUCUAUAGUCUUCAGUCUUCUUGACGUUACUUUGUGCCGCGUUGCUAUAUUCAACAUGUUUGGAGGAUUCGGUGGAGCUCUCAAAAACUUGACUAGCCAAGUUGAGGAUGUGGUGGAGAAGACAAAGAAGGAGGUAGAGGAGUUGGCAAUAGAGAAGAAGAAGGAGGCUGAGACCUUGGUUCAGCAGCAGGUGAAGAAGACAAGUGAAGCUCUCCUCAGCACCAAGGCUGGGGUUGAGCAGAAAGCUGUAGGAGCUGCCUGUGAUGCCAAGAAGGCUGCCAUUGAUGGUUUUGACAGGGAGUGUGCCAAUGCUGAAAAAACCGCAGAGGGAGCAGUUAAGGAGAUAGGAGGAUUAGUUCCCCUUUUAGGAAAACUAAUUCCGGCCUCAGAAAUUAAGACGGAAGCAGCGGCUAAGACAGAGGCAGCCACAGAAGCAGCUAAAGAUGCCACCGCUGGCGCUAGUGAUGCUGCUAGUGGCGCCAGUGAUGCUGUCAGUGGAGCAAUCGCUGGUGCAAUAGGAGGCUUGGAUAGCCAGAUCCAUGGGGCAGUGCAGGGUGCAGUUCAUCAGGUAGGAGAAGUGGUUGACCAGAAGUUGAAAGAGGCUGACCACUUUGUAGAUGAGAAGAGAGACGAGGUGGUGAAGCAGAUCAAGGACGCCACAGGCAAGGCUACAGGGGAGGCAGAGGCUGGCAUUGGCUCUGUGCUGGGGAAGGCCAAGGGACUGCUUAACUUUUAAGAGCACUCGGUGCACGUUUGCUUCAGACAGCUCUGUACCACUACAAGAACUGUGUUCCUGACUGAGUAAUGCACUCAAGUUGAGUAUCAAGGUUAUUGUCGUUGAUAUUCGUCCAUCGUAUAACGAGUUGUAUGUUAGAACCUGCUUUGUCCCAUCCAUUCCUCGGUUUUAGUUUUCUACGAUUUUGUUAUUUGUAAAUAUUGUUUGUGUCAAAAUUUGCCUCAAAAGGCAGGUGUUGUUUUGAUGUUGUUUGAUUCGGCUAAGCUGUGUUGUUGAAAAAUUUAUUUAUGUUACUUUUAUAUUAUAGGUACUCUUAUACAAGUUGUACUUGAAAAAUAGUUAUAUAUCAUACUUAAUGGCAGCUGUUUUACAACUGGUUGGAGCCCGUUUUGAGCUAUUUAAAGUUUUUGAUUCAUUUUAAAACAAACAUUCAAGUCGUUUAACAACAUGAUACUUAUCCAUAGUAAUUUUUUGAAAUUCAUUUUUAAAAGGCAUAGCUUAUUGAUUAAGCAUACCAAAGUUCUGAUUUAUAAGAAGCUUACUAUUGUACAUUAUUGGGAAAUGCAUGAAUGCAUUUUUCAUGCACCAUUCAUUCUUUGAGAAUCAAAAAGUAUUUUUACAAUAUAGAAGAUUUAGAUCUGAGUUAAAGGCCUAAUAGAUAGAUAGAUCUGUUUGUUACUUAAAAAUACAUCUUGUGUUUUGUUACUUAUAUAGUACAAUUAUGACAGCCAAUCAAAACGCUUGUAUACAUUUAUAUUUAUAGAGCUCUUAUAUUUUUUUACAGUUGUUGUUGUGUUACACUAAGCUAGUUAUUGUUAGCAUUUUGAAUGAUAAGUAAAUGCACUAACGAGCACACAAGUCAAUUAAAGUAGGCCUACCAGCUACUUUAAAAAUGUAUUUGUUAAUCAUGCAUCAAUAAAUACAGAUAAUUUUA
Molecule: messenger RNA, 1747 nt
Organism: Macrosteles quadrilineatus (aster leafhopper)
Lineage: Eukaryota; Metazoa; Arthropoda; Insecta; Hemiptera; Cicadellidae
Product: tol-Pal system protein TolA
Exons: 7
Coding region: 133-813 (226 amino acids)
Source: RefSeq, a predicted model, not a curated record